UAUCGGAGAUGGGUUUGCUUCUGCCUUCAGUAGAGUAGGAACUAGGAACUAAGAACAGAACCAUGGCAUUAGUUUGCCGAGUUUUGUCAGCAGCGAGGAGGAGUUUACAACCCAAGGCUUUGGCAAUUUCUAGUAGCUCUCAGCGAUGGUUGAGUAACCAAACGAGUUUGCUUCAGAGGUUGGUUGAGGAACCCAAUUCACGCAUCAAAAGCAUACUUGGUUCCGAGGAAUUCUCUGCCCUCCAAAGCUCUGAUUUUUCCUGGGAAACCCUCCUCACUUCUCUCGCGUCUUCUUCCUCUCCUGAUAAAUCUCGCUUGGUUUUGGAGUGGAAAUUGGAGAACUUGCUUGAGGAGAAUGAGAAAGAUCAUGAUCGGUACUCUGAGCUGAUAUCUCUGUGUGGGAAAAUUCAGAAUCUCCCACUUGCAAUGCAAGUCUUUACUUCUAUGGAGGCUAAUGGAAUCAAACCCACUUCUGCUAUUUUCAAUUCCCUUGUGCAUGCCUGCUUCUCUUCAGGUAAUGUGUCGACAGCUUUCAGCCUAUUUGAGAUAAUGGAGAGCUCGGAGGGAUUUAAACCCAAUUCUGACACUUAUGAUGCAUUCAUGUCUGCAUUCUCAAAGUUGGGCAAAGCUGAUUCUGUGCAAGCUUGGUACUCUGCCAAGAAGGCUGCUGGAUUCAGCUCUGAUGUUCAAACCUAUCAAACUCUGAUUUCCGGUUGCAUCAAAUCGAACAAUUUCAAGUUGGCUGAUUGGUUCUAUGAAGAAAUGGUAUUAUCAGGGCUCAUGCCCAACUUGCCCAUAUUGGAGAAUAUGCUGGAAGGGCUUUGUAAGAGGAGGAGCUUUGAUCAAGUUAAAGAGUUUAUGAAGAUAGUGUUGGAUGCUGGGUGGAAGAUCAAUGAGAAGAUGGCUGAGAUGGUUGUGGGGUUGUAUAUUGAACUUGGGAUGGUGGAGAAAUUGGAGGAGCUACUUGUAGAUUUAAUGGAGACCAAUCAAGUCUCAGAAGUUUUGUUGCUGGUCCACUGUGGGAUUAUAAGGUUGAAUGCUAUGUUGGAUAGAUUGGAUGAUGUGGAGUACUCUGUGGGGAGGAUGCUGAAACAAGGAAUGUCAUUUAAACAUCAUGAUGUUGUUGAAAAGGUAAUCUGCUCGUACUUCAGGUGCUCGGCUUAUGAUAGGCUGGAGCUGUUUUUGGAACGUCUGAAGGGUUCUUAUGAACUUACAAAAUCAACUUAUGAUCUGUUGAUUGCUGGUUAUCGAAGAGCCGGGUGAUCUGACAGGUUGAAUGAUAUGAAAUGUGCUGGGUUUUCGUAGCAUCUGUUACAGCGGUCCAUUUGAUGAUGAGAGGAAAUGUAAGCAAAUCCUCUGUUCUGUUCCUAUCAACCAAAAGGGUUCCUAUUGGCAUACAGGAAAAUCAACCACCAUAGAGGAAGGUCAUCAGUCAUGAUCAAAUCAACCACCUGACGAUAAUUUGUGAAAACCAAGUUGGAUUUUGCAGUUUGCAACAGAGGAUGGGAGUUCAAUCACAAGCUUCAUUUUUCAACCCAAGAAAAACAAGAUUAUCAGUCCUUGGACCAAAUACUCCAAGAAGAGCCUACCCUCCACCUCCCAAAAAAAAAAAAAAAGGAUACUCCAAGAAGAAGACAGGAUCCUACUACUCUUGAGACUUACAUUGUGGGCACCAAGCAUUGCUGUCAUCUACCCAAAUUUUACAUCUUUCUCUGUAUCUUUUUACUAUUUAAUUGGAGCAUCUCCUAGUAGAACACUGCCAACAAUUAAAAUCAAUCAACUUGUAUGCGUCAAUGUGA
Messenger RNA from Prunus mume (Japanese apricot), 1798 nucleotides. Lineage: Eukaryota; Viridiplantae; Streptophyta; Magnoliopsida; Rosales; Rosaceae. The record is from RefSeq and is a predicted model, not a curated record.